AUGAGGUUCAACUUCAAGUUAUCAACCCUAGUUGGGGCAUUAAGCGUCUUCUUAACAUGCGCCAAUGCUGGUGCCAUCGAGAAGCGUGCGGGCGAAGCAUAUGUGAGAGAGUGGGAAUACGGGCGGGAUGAGAUUCUCUCUGGUAAUGCCACUAUCUUGAAUCUCGGAUCGUACAAACACGUCGAAAUAUUCUACGGCACAAGGCAAAGAUGGGAAACGCAGCCUGUCGCUGCUAGCCGUAUCGCCGGCCCAGACAGGAAUGGCUGGGAAGAUUGGGUCUUCAGAGGACGGGCACCGGAUGCUAGAUGGUUCUACCUCAGAUACACUGUCAACCGCCAGUACUUCUAUGAUCCACCACAGGGUUAUUACUACAGCAUCCCUCGAGGCGAUGAACCUGUUACAACUCGUACUCCCGUUCCACCCCCAACCGUUUCCACCCGCACUCCCGUUCCACCCCCAAGCGUUUCCACUCGCACUCCCAUUGUCGGCCCAAUUGUUACUACUCGAACUGCAGUUUUGCCACCAAUUGUCACUGGCCCAGGUCGUAUCAGGAUUAAGGUCUCCCCCAAGAAGGCCCCAACCCUCGAGAACUGGCUUGCUAGCGAGUAUACCUUCGCUGAGGCUGCCUUGAAGCGUAACAUUGGAUCAAGCCAGAACACCAAGAUUCCCAAGGGAGUCGUUAUCGCUUCUCCAUCUACCCAUGACCCUGACUACUGGUAUCAGUGGAUCCGUGAUGCCGCUACAGUCAUGGAGCACGUUGUUGGAAACUAUGUCAGAGAUGGAUCGGAUCUCGAAUACAUCAAGGAUUGGAUUGAGUCUCAAGAGAAAUUACAAAAGAUCGAUAACCCGAGCGGUGGAUUCAGCACUGGAGGUCUCGGAGAGCCAAAGUUCCACGUUGACGGCACCGCUUUCACUGGAUCAUGGGGACGGCCCCAACGUGAUGGCCCACCAUUGAGAGCCAACACCCUCAUGAAGUUCGCCACUGCCUAUAUCAAGGUUGACAACGACUACGUCCGCAAUAAGCUCCAAGCUAUCAUCAAGGCCGAUCUCGAGUACGUUGUGUCUUACUGGUCCCACUCUUCUUUCGAUCUCUGGGAAGAGAUCCAGGGCCAACAUUACUUCACCAUCAUUGUCGCCUACCGCUCCAUGAUUGAGGGUGCCGAGUUCGCCAAGCUUAUGGGCGAUAACAGCGCUGCCGAGAGGUAUAAGAAGACCGCUGAAAGCAUGGUUGCUACUAUCAAGGGCUUCUGGAGAGCUGAUAAGGGAUAUAUCGUCGAGACUCACAACAUCCACGGCCGUUCCGGAUUGGACUGCGGUGUUCUUCUCGGUGCCUUGAAGGCCCCAUAUAUCUUCAAGCCAAGCGGUGAGGAAGUCUUGGCUACUACUGAGGCUCUCAUCUCUACUUUCCAGAGCUUGUAUGCCCUGAACAGAAAUGCUAAGGGCCCUGGAUUUGGUAUCGGACGUUAUGCCGAAGAUACUUAUGACGGCCAUGCCACCAACGGCGAGGGCAACCCAUGGUUCAUCUGUACUGCCACCGUUGCCCACGUUUUCUACACUGCUGCCUCGGAAUUCAAGGCUGCUCAAUCCAUCAAUGUUACCCCUGUCGCCCUCAAUCUCUUCAAGCGUGCCUACCCAUCUGCUGCCCCUGGAAACUACAAAGCCGGAAGCCAGGAGUUCAACAAUAUUGUCAGCAGCUUCAAGAGCCUCGGUGACGCAUUUAUGGCCGUUAUUCAACGACAUGUUUUCCAUGAAGGUAACAUGAGCGAGCAGUUCAACCGUUACACCGGGUUCAACCAAGGUGCUCGUGACCUUACAUGGAGCUACGAGUCUGUCUUGGAAGCCAUCAUCGCGAGAAAUAUGGUUUAG
Molecule: messenger RNA, 1866 nt
Organism: Orbilia oligospora ATCC 24927
Lineage: Eukaryota; Fungi; Ascomycota; Orbiliomycetes; Orbiliales; Orbiliaceae
Exons: 6
Coding region: 1-1866 (621 amino acids)
Biological process (GO): polysaccharide metabolic process
Cellular component (GO): fungal-type vacuole
Molecular function (GO): protein binding; glucan 1,4-alpha-glucosidase activity
Source: RefSeq, a predicted model, not a curated record